AAAAAAGAUAAUUCCAAAGCGUCAUCCCUUCUCUCCCCAUUAAAUUCCUGCCCAAGACUCGGCUUCUAGACCCAUCAGUUCACAACCUUACUUUUCCUCUUUCUUCUUCAUCAUCACAAUAUCUCAGCUCUAGGCAUAUCAUGGCACCCAUCAAAGUCCAUGGAAGCCCUUUAUCAACAGCUACACAGCGAGUUAUCGUUUCCCUCCAUGAGAAAGACUUGGAAUUUGAAUUUGUUCCUGUCAAUAUGGCAACAGGCGACCACAAGAAGGAGCCUUUCAUUUCCCUCAAUCCAUUUGGUCAAGUUCCGGCUUUGGAAGAUGGAGAACUCAAGCUCUUUGAAUCAAGAGCAAUAACCCAAUACAUCGCCCGCGAUUACUCUGACAAGGGAACCCAGCUUUUGUGCCCAGGCAAGAAGAUGGCGUUGGUAUCAGUGUGGAUGGAGGUUGAGGCUCAACAGUUUGAACCAGCAGCUUCAAAGCUGAACUGGGAAAUUUUUUACAAGCCGUUUUUUGGGAUGACCACGGAUCCAGCAGCAGUUGCGGAAAACGAAACUAAGUUGGCUCAGGUUCUUGAUAUCUACGAGUCACGGCUGGCUCAAUCCAAGUAUUUGGGAGGUGACUCCUUCACCUUGGCAGAUCUGCACCAUCUACCUAACUUACACUUGCUGCUGGUGACACAAAGCAAGAAGUUGAUCGAAUCACGGCCCCAUGUUAGCGCAUGGGCAGCUGAUAUUACCGCAAGACCAGCUUGGGCCAAGGUUCUUGCUAUGCAAAAGAAUUGAAAGGGGACCGGGCGGCUGCUUAGUCUUGCUACUGGAGUUUGGUCACUUCUCUUCAAUAAUUAUGUUGUGUUCUGUUUCCUUUGUGUUUUCUGAUGUGUUUUGGGCCUCAGUCUUCCACGCGAAGACUGAUUGUAUCGACUUCUUUCAAAUAAAGCUAAGUUAUUGCCUGGCUA
Messenger RNA from Manihot esculenta (cassava), 955 nucleotides. Its product is annotated as glutathione S-transferase. Bases 141 to 782 code for a protein of 213 amino acids. NCBI's taxonomy places the organism in Eukaryota, Viridiplantae, Streptophyta, Magnoliopsida, Malpighiales, Euphorbiaceae. Gene Ontology annotation, molecular function: glutathione transferase activity; glutathione binding. The transcript is spliced from 3 exons. Gene Ontology annotation, cellular component: cytoplasm. The record is from RefSeq and is a predicted model, not a curated record.